GAAAAAUGACCGAUCCAACCUCUUCGUCCAAGGCAACAACAACAAACUCUUCUUGCAGCUUGAACAAAUGGCGUGUCAUACCUAUCGUAGUCGUCUUUCUCAUCACUCUUGCUGUGUUGUUAUGCGUCUAUCGUCUCCGUACUGACCCAUCGGGGCCAUCACAAAUCACUGCGUCAUCUUCUAGACAUUCAACAAAAGCUGGGAAUACAAGGAAUCGCGCCAAGGAAUUGAAGAGCAUUUGGGAAGAAGGGCGUACCAACGAUCGGUGGAUAGUUGUUACAGACGACCAAGACACCGCUUUCGUUUGUUCUCUUUCCGACAUAGCAGCCGAAUUAGAAUGGCGAAUGCUCGUUGUGGGCAACAACAUCAGUUGCUGCAGGAAAACGUGUAUGCUGCUCGAUGAUUCCAAGUUGAAAAAUUUGCAGUAUGAAAUUCUCACGACUAUGGAGUCCACAUCCAGGGUGGAAGCUCGUCGUAACGCCGGAUACCUUUAUGCUAUUCAACAUGGAGCACGCCAUAUUUUUGACUCUUAUCCGGAGACGUACACGUCAGCAAAAAUUCCAUUGGAGACCUUCAAACGCGAAAUGCUUCGUCAGCUGCAGAACGUUGCCCUGAAUGUUGCCCUUGGCGUAGUUAGCGAGAGGCCUUACGUGAAGAGAGUUCAAAAUCCGUAUGCCCACUUUGGUCGGCCGGACCUCUGGACAGAAGGCUUCAGGCGGAAUAAUCAACGUUUCAUUCACAACCACAUCUAUAGGAUCUGCGAAGUCAGACCACCAUCUAUAGAAAAGUUUUUAGACAUAGACGAGGAUUACUUUGAUUGGGCAGCACCAGCCUUAACUUUGCCUGGAUCGACGGUAGCACCAUUUUCUUCCAAAAAUACCUUGUACUCGAUUGAAGCUUUCUGGGGACUUGUUCUCUUUCCGACCGGCAACUCAUCGCAAGCACCUACCAUUCCUCCCCAUCUAUUGCGAACAUUGUGGAAUCAAGCCGUGCUGGGAGACAUCGCCGGAAGUCUCAAGUUGUCCCUGGCCAACGUUUCUACGUUGCAAAGACGUGAGAAAAGCCGAAAAAAUCCAGCGGAUUUGCGCGAACCGGAUGGCCUCGCCAGCUUCCUGCUAAAAUGGACGUGCUCGACCCGUUCGUCAUUGAGCUGCACGCGCGAUCUCUUCCAGACCAUGUACCAGUUCCACUACAUCUCUUUCAGAAGCCUUGGUCUUUUGCAGAGCUGGAUCAACGAUCUACAGCGCUCCCAUUACCUCGAGCCGCCCGUUAUACCUCGUCGUAGGGGCCAAAUGAACCCCUGUUUAGGUGCCGAUGGCCUCUACGGUGUAGCCUUCUAUCCGGCCCUUCCGGUCAAAUCCAUUAGCAUGGAACAGCUUGAGCGACGCAAUGCAACAAUUGAACGUUUUAAAAAAGAAGAAACACGACUGGAUGCCUUGAACCGUGCCUUAAGCGAGACAUUAGAUGUUAGCCAAUCGAGGCCUAAUGUUCGUGAUCUCGUCAUUCAAGGCUCCAGCAUCGCGUACAGCCAAACAGGUGAACACAACAUUGCAAAGGAGGAACCAGUAGUUGUUCUCUCUAUUGACGCUGAAGGCACUCACGAAAAUCCAAUUUCGUCCCGUCACGCGAAACUCUAUGAUAGCCACGGGACAAUCGAGAUGCCGAUAGUACGCGAGUUCACAGACAAUGCCUGUCCGGGCUAUUCGCAACUUCUGCCGCACGUACCUGAAAAUCCUUUUAACAACAUCUUACUCAUCGUGGCUAUGACGGCCAUGCGCUACGAAAUGAUCCCUAUGUUCGAAGUCGUUUACCGUGAACACUUUCGCAACAUCCUUUAUUGUGGCAGUCCUCACGACUCCAUUGAAAUCUUCUUGCGCAAGUAUCAACUGUCGGAAGAUCGCUCCUUCUCCUUUCUGCCAAUUCAUUCCAAAUAUACGUACGAGUGUCUUCUGGGUGCCCUUGAAAUGGGCUACAAUGUCGACGGAUGGAUCAUGUCGACCGACGAUGCCCUUAUCAACAGCUGGAACAUCCGCAACAUGAACUUUUCGAAACUCUGGUACAGCGGCGAUUACAAUAUCCAAGUCAGUGGUGCCAACUGGAAAACCUUGGAUCCUGGAAGCCAGAAAUUACCAAGGAGCCUGGACGGCGUGCAAAAAGUACUCGAAUUUCUCAAGAGCUCGUUGAUUGGCUCAGUUUUAAUAGACGAUGGCGGCAGCAUUGGUAGCCGUGGGAAUCACGAGCAUCAUCAUCAUUACAGUCCGUCCAGAAUAACCAAACGGGGAGCGGAAAUUGGAACAGGCAAAUUUCAAGACAAAUUGCUGUUGGAGAAAUCAGUUUCGGAAUCUCGGAAUCAUACGCUGGAACCGCAUGAUGAUGAUGCCACAUCCGAACUUUCAUCAGACCAAAUGCCUCAGUUAAGUGGACGGACAUCAUUUGACGUGAUCGAGAUGAGGAAAGCUGUAAACGGCAGCACAGCCCCUCAACCUCGAAAAUUAUCUUCUUUAAAUUACUUUAUUGAUACUGGAGUGAACAAAACUGCAAUCAACGUUGAAUUGAUCGAAGACGAGGCAACUACCACAAAAGUUAAAUCUGAAAACCAAGAAAUUGAAGAUGCCUUGGCCAAACCACUGAACACUACAUCGAUUAAAUCAGUUGAAAUUGAUAAUCCCACAAUUCCAGCAGAAGAUGAGGACAUAACAUCCAUGGAAAUUGAACGAUCAUUCAUGAACGUGCACAGCUCCGAUUUAGGCAAGUCUGACGAAAUUGGUGAUGUUGUGUUACCACCCGUGGCUGGCGACGUGGAAAUCGAGCUACCUUUAUUAUCCACCCUUCAAAAUACAACCUCUGUUGAGGCUGACCUAAUUGAAGCUGUCGAGCUAAUAGUUUCUGAAGAAGACGUAUUUCCCACUGAAGGCGACGACCUAAGUGAAAGUGAAACAGAAAGACCUGUUUCUGAGGUUUUGCGCAAACUUCUCGUUGCUACUCGCAAUACAACCAAUCUGGAACAACCAGAUUUGACCGAGGUCAUCGAGACAGUAAGCAACGUUUCUACACAGCAUAACUCAUCAUCAACGAGUUCUGCAGAAAAGCUAUCCAAUUAUACCAACUCACCUCCUGAGCUUACUGUCAUUAUCGAAGAGAUAUUAGCAGAAGAUAUUCAGAACAAACCUGUUUCGGAUAAGCAAGAGAAUCCCAUGGUCGACUUGCUAGAACAUCAGAUAAAUUCAUCAACAGAGCUGUCCGAUUCCCGAGAAAAUCCCCCACACAAUGGCAGUGUCAGUAAUUCAGAGCUCGUCAGUUCGGUCCAAAUGGAGGUCACGAAACCUGAAAGUCUUCACAAUCAAACAGAAAUUGUUGGAUUAGAGGUUGCCAUUGUUUCCUCUAUAUCUCACAACGAAACGUCGACACCUGUCAUCGUUGAAGAGCACAAGCAUUCAGAAGAGUCGACUACAACAUCCAAAACGACGUCAUCGCAUACCCGAAAUCAUCCACCAACGAUAUCGGGAGAAGAAGAGCGGAAGAACGCUGAGUCGUUACAUGUUGGUGACACUUUAUCGACCUUGAAAGAGCUGUACACGUUGAUCAAAGAAAAUCUGGGAGUUCGAUCAGAUGAUGCUGAGGACGUCAGAUAUGCUGACACAGCAUUUUAUGGCGGCGAUCGCGGAUACCGAUUGAAUCCGAAAUCGAUACACCAAUUCCGAUGUGAGAAAGGCACUAAUCUCGAGUUUUGCAAAGUUUCGUCUGAAUUUCUUUACCAACUUUCCGACAACGUUGGCAAAGACUUCCGAUUGAUUUAUGACAAAGUGCCAAUGUACUACAUUCCCAAGAAGGACCAGCUAAAGUUUUAUCUUCUCAGCAAUCUCAUGAUGCAACAUGGCGUCACCGACGAAAUUGCCAUUCCGCUCAUACUGUCUGGCUUGGGGCCCGAAAAGGAAUGGGUCAAACUGGAGAAGUCCUAUUUUGGCGGGUUAAAGGGUCGAAAUAGCGACGCUUCUACAAGUAAAUAUCCAUUGUUCAACACCGCAGCCGCCGUAUUAUACCCGACAGAUUUGAACACAGUUACCACCGAUCCAAAACUUCAAAAGAUUUUCUGCUUGAAAUACUUGUUGCGAGUUCUUCAGUUGUAAGAGUCCAACUAUGGAUGUUUCAGUUUGUAGUCUCACUGCUACAGUCCUUCCAAAAGUAUUCGAACAAGCCUCUGAUCGCAUUUAUCAUCACAAGGACUUCCUUUACUUUAUCAGGAAUUAGAUAGGUGAAGCGACACGUAUUCAAGUUGUUUACUAUAAUGCUGUUUUAUAUUUCCAAGAUAUUCUUGUACAAGAUGUUUAAGCUUUUUACUUACGCUGGUACGAAAAGAAUUUGCUUCUUUUGACGGAAAAGCAAAACGCCGGACUUCUCCAAAAAGUAACUACAAAGCGAAAAACUGCAGGUUUCUUACCUGUUCAACAUGUGAUCUAACUUUAUCUCGCCAAGCAUUGGCUUAUUUUUGCGUGGGAUAAUGCAUCGUGCAUGAUGCUGUAAGCCAGCGUAUGCCAUGUCCGUAGUUAUAUGGAAGGCCUACUGUCUGCAAUGGUGGUUUAAAAAAUAUAUAAAAGUUUAUCAUAUUCUAUUUUUGUGUAUACUGUAUGCCUUACCAUUUGUAUCGUCUAUGAAUUUCAAAUAGAAAUGUGGUUAUGUUUUGAAACAAUAAUGCCACUUUCUUUUCUUAUACAGCGUAGAUGUGUUGAA
Messenger RNA from Daphnia carinata, 4728 nucleotides. RefSeq lists its product as uncharacterized. The transcript is spliced from 7 exons. The coding region runs from base 6 to 4127 and encodes 1373 amino acids. The record is from RefSeq and is a predicted model, not a curated record. Lineage: Eukaryota; Metazoa; Arthropoda; Branchiopoda; Diplostraca; Daphniidae.